Molecule: messenger RNA, 1139 nt
Organism: Chaetomium fimeti
Lineage: Eukaryota; Fungi; Ascomycota; Sordariomycetes; Sordariales; Chaetomiaceae
Product: NADP-dependent oxidoreductase domain-containing protein
Exons: 3
Coding region: 271-1110 (279 amino acids)
Molecular function (GO): oxidoreductase activity
Source: RefSeq, a predicted model, not a curated record
GUGGCAUUUUCCACUUUCUUGAGCCCAGUUUGUCCCACGACGCUCCCUCGUACAUCUAGUAGCCCUGCCGGGUCUUGUGCGACAAGGGUCCUCGUCGAAGCUAUUAUGUUUGGGCGUCGGUUCCAACAUUAGCUGUUCCUUCGCUCUUUCAUCUUCGCCUACAGUGUUGGUCUCCGACCUCGAGCCUCGCACGCCUGCCAGUCCGUUCUUGGCUGUCCAUUCUCCCCCAUCCUCACGACCCAGCAGUCACGACUGUACUCGACAGCAACCAUGGCAACCAUUGACUGGCCGACCGUGCCUCUCAAGGAUGGUGUUCUUGUCCCCAUUCUUGGGUUUGGAACCGGUACCGCCUGGUACAAGGACGACCCCAAUGACCCUUUUAAUCCCGAGCUUGUACUAGUUUUGAAGGCCGCCCUCGCCAAAGGACUUAUCCAUCUCGACGCAGCUGACUCGUACGGCACCGAGCGCGAGGUUGGUGUCGCUAUCAAGGAGAGCGGGAUCCCCAGGGACAAGUUGUUCGUCACCACAAAGGUCCUGGAAGGCUGGCGUGACGCGCCUAAAGCACUCAAGGAGAGUUUGGAGAGACUCCAGCUUGAUUAUGUCGACCUGAAUUGCCUGCGUGGGCAUCGGCUGACAAAAGCAGCCGGCCUCACCAGGGCCAUUGGAGUAUCCAACUUCCAGCGUCACCAUCUCGAGGCUAUCCUGAAGACAUGCACCGAGCCUCCGGCCUUGAACCAGCUCGAGUAUCACCCCUAUCUCCAGCGCUCGGACAACUACGUCCCCUGGAUGCAACAGAAGGGAAUCCAAGUCUCGUCCUUCAAGACAUUAGCCCCUGUCACGGUAGCACCUGGUGGACCAUUGGACGCCGUGCUCUCGUCGAUUGCCGUUAAACACGCUACAACCCCCGACGCGGUACUCCUCAGCUGGGCCAUCGGGAAAACUGUCGUUCCCAUAACAACGACAAGCAAGGGCGAGAGGAUGGAUGAGUACCUCAGCGCCGUUGCGCUGAAGCUCUCUCCGCAGGAACAGGAAGAUAUCACCAAGGUCGGUCUUGAGCGCCACUUUCGAUGGUGGGGGAAGGCCUUCUUCAAACCUGAUGACCGGUCAUGACGGGGAUGCCGAGACGCACAGAGAGACCC